AUGGAUCCCAUGGUUCGCUCGAGAAGAGGAGCCUCCGCGCAAGGUGAGCCAGAGACAGAGGCUACGGGUGCUCAGUUAGAGCGUGAUUAUCAGACAGCCUUGGGUCAAGCAGACCCGGGAAUGAAUCCUCGGGAAGUUGUGACUUCUGUGGUUCCGGGAGAAGCGUCGCCCGGUACUUUAGAGCAGGGCGGAGCUGGAGGCGGAGUCGAAUCUUUGCCUUUGCCCACGGCCAGUCCUUUUCAUAGUGAGAGAGUACGUGACCAGGUUGAGCUUCUUCGUAAGAGACCGGCUGACUUGGAUUAUGAGCAGGCGAGAGUAGAAGCUGAGCGGUUGGGUCCUAGUGGCGUUCUGGAGCCUGAUUACUCUACUGCUUUUGGCACCAAUCCUGACGUGGGCCCGAGGGUAGCUCGGGUGGAGGCUGUUGGGCCUUCAGUUGGAACGGCUUCGGAGGCAGCUGUAACGGGGUCUGGGAGUGGACCGAUUCCUGGAGUGAGGCCGGUCCCGGUAGACAAAGCUGGGCCGGAAUCUGGAUUGCAAUCUGGUAUCAUAGAAGGGGUAUUUACUUCACCUGAAGAUGAUACUCCGGAGUUGUUGCCGGACAAUGACAGAACUGCGAGGCUGGAGCAAGUGGUCUCGCAGCUUGUUGAGGAAAACAGGUCCUUGAGACGGCGAGUGGAGCAGGCAGAGUGGCGCUCUCACUCAAGUUAUCACAGUGGAACACCGGGUGAAGCCGCUAUGACGUCGCCGGUUUCCUUCGCUGUGAAUGAGGGCCAUGUUGAGUUAGCUAGCUCAGCUGUCGUUUGUGGAAAUUGGUGGGCUCAGGCAGCUUCCAUUGGAGCGGAGUCCAACGGGGAUAAGCGUGCACGGGCCGCAGCUGCGCAAGCGAAAGCGAAGGGUAUUGAGGAAACCGGUACCGGUAGAGAAGCGCUUGUGGCGGAAGCAGCCAAGAUUCUUAAGAGUGUUACCUUGAAGCCGUUGAGGGUCUUCUCUGGCUCUGGUAAGGCUGCUGGUGAUAUGAAGGAAAAUAUUAAG
Messenger RNA from Symbiodinium necroappetens, 1032 nucleotides. Lineage: Eukaryota; Dinophyceae; Suessiales; Symbiodiniaceae. The record is from the annotation of a GenBank genome assembly.